AUGCUCCAAAACGUCGCACAAAAUUUGGUUCAAAGAGCCACUUUGGAAAAGAAAGAAAGAUGUUAUCCUGCUGUGUGCAGGCAUUUUGAACUUACAAAAUAUGCGGAUUUUAUUCAACAACCCAAUAACUUGGCUAUAUUACAUGACAAGUCGAUGACUUGGCCAAGCAUAAAACUGACUGAAGUGAAAGAGCAAAAUAUCUGCCCAGGAAGCGCGACAUUUACGCACACCCGAGCAGAUGCAAUGACAUGGAAUGAUUUGUGUGAGUAUAAUUGUUACACUUUUAUUAUGGCAGGUCUUCUUCAACGACAACUCAAUCGAUAG
Loa loa (African eye worm) is the source of this 324-nucleotide messenger RNA. RefSeq lists its product as hypothetical. The coding region runs from base 1 to 324 and encodes 107 amino acids. The record is from RefSeq and is a predicted model, not a curated record. The transcript is spliced from 4 exons. Lineage: Eukaryota; Metazoa; Nematoda; Chromadorea; Rhabditida; Onchocercidae.